AAAAAUUAAAUAAAAUUAACAAAACUUUCCCUAAAUUUUAUUCCCAACUCGAUCAAAUCAAAUUAACUCAAUUUAAAUCAAUUAACUCAUACACAUUUGAUGCAACUCUGUCCUCUAAAAAUAGCAGCAAUUUGCCGGACAGCUUCUUCAAUUCACUCCUCCCCACCAUUAACUCUCUCUCUGAGAUACACUGGAAUGCACAAGAAUCGAUUUUUAUCGAACCCAACUACGCCGGGAUCUGCGUUUCUUGAUGAUUGCAACCCGACAACGGAUUUAUUUGGAUUUGUGUUGAUUGAAUCCGGUGGAAUUGGCACUGAUUAAGAGAAAAGGGGGAGGUUUUGUUUUUCUGUGAAAAGGGAUUUCAUUUUUGGGAUUUGGUGAAGGUAAAAAGGAAGGGACGAAAAGGGGGAAUUUAUUGGUUUUAGGAAGGGAGGGGAGAGCAAUGUUGUCUAAGAGUGGUGGCCAUCAGACCGUCCCUUUAUCGGUGUUGUUGAAACGGGAGCUUGCAAAUGAGAAGAUCGAGAGGCCAGAGAUCACGCAUGGCCAGGCCAGUCAGAGCAAGAAAGGCGAGGACUUGACCUUUAUCAAGACCGAAUGCCAACGAGUCUUAGGCGAUGGAGUCACCACGUACUCUGUUUUUGCGUUAUUUGAUGGUCAUAAUGGAUCUGCAGCUGCAAUCUAUGCGAAGGAGAAUCUCUUGAAUAAUGUUUUGAAUGCUAUUCCACAAGAUCUUAACAGUGAAGAGUGGGUGGCGGCUUUACCCAGGGCUUUAGUUGCAGGGUUUGUCAAAACGGACAAAGAUUUCCAGGAAAGAGCCCAAACUUCAGGAACAACGGUAACCUUUGUAAUAAUUGAGGGAUGGGUCUUAACUGUUGCUUCAGUUGGUGAUUCUCGUGGUGUGCUUGAAUCAGCUGAAGGGGCGAUAUAUUAUCUCUCGGCAGAUCAUAGACUUGAAUGCAGUGAAGAAGAGAGGGAGCGGAUAACUGCAAGUGGCGGUGAAGUUGGACGCCUCAAUACUGGAGGUGGCACAGAGAUUGGUCCGUUAAGAUGUUGGCCCGGUGGCUUGUGUCUUUCACGGUCCAUUGGCGAUAUGGAUGUUGGGGAGUACAUUGUUCCUGUACCUCAUGUGAAGCAAGUCAAGCUAUCAUCAACUGGUGGAAGGCUUAUUGUCUCGAGCGAUGGUGUUUGGGAUGCAAUAUCCGCAGAAACAGCUUUUGAGUGUUGCAGAGGAAUGCCGCCAGACGCUGCAGCUUCACAGAUUGUCAAAGAAGCCGUACAGGUGAAAGGGCUUCGAGAUGAUACAACGUGUAUCGUUGUAGACAUACUGCCUCCCGAGAAGAACGACCCGCCAAAAGUACCCCCUAAGAAGCAAGGGAAAAGAGGCAUCAAGUCUAUGUUCCGGAAGAAGUCCUCGGAGUCGACUUCUCUCCCCGAAAAGGAAGAACACGUUGAAAUCGAUACGGUGGAGGAAAUGUUUGAGGAAGGAUCAGCCUUCCUAUCGGAGAGGUUGGACUCGAAGUACCCGGUGUGCAACAUGUUCAAGCUGUUCGUUUGUGCCGUUUGCCAAGCAGAGAUAAAACCCUGUGAGGGCAUUUCAAUACACUCAGGAACAACCGAUUUGAAAAAGUUACGGCCUUGGGACGGCCCUUUCCUCUGCACGAGCUGCCAUGUGAAGAAAGAUGCCAUGGAAGGGAAAAGAGCUUCCAGAGGUUCUAGGUAUAGUAGUGGAAGUGACUAGUUGAUAUCGUUCAUCCCUCAUAAUUCUGAGUGUUCAAACGGACUAUAACAAUGAAGCCCGUUGCUUGACAAGAACAACUCUACUAUCUGUGUUGCUAUAAGCUAGUAAGGGUAAUUGGAACCCCUGUUGUGAAAUAGCUAAGAUGAAGACCAUGUUUUUACUUUUUUUUUGGGUUUGGAAUUGAAGAUGAAGAAGAUCUGCGCGCUUGAUGAGCAACGGAUAACUUCCCUUCGACCCCACCUGAAACGAGUAAGUCUCCUUGUGUACAAUCGUCGUAGACUAGACCAGAGAUAACUUAUUUGUUGUUCAAGUUCAUUAUUUACUCAAACACACCCUUUCCCCUCAGAGCUAACAAGUGAAAAAACUAUCACCAUUGUAAUAUUUCACUACAGUUUGUUAGGUUUUUACUUGUCUUGGACAACAUUAUUUCAUAUUCUUUCUUCCCUCAAAAUAAGGGUUAUUGUGGGCCAAGAUA
Salvia splendens (bonfire salvia) is the source of this 2213-nucleotide messenger RNA. RefSeq names its product probable protein phosphatase 2C 12. Gene Ontology annotation, biological process: protein dephosphorylation. The record is from RefSeq and is a predicted model, not a curated record. NCBI's taxonomy places the organism in Eukaryota, Viridiplantae, Streptophyta, Magnoliopsida, Lamiales, Lamiaceae. Gene Ontology annotation, molecular function: protein serine/threonine phosphatase activity. Bases 443 to 1738 code for a protein of 431 amino acids. The transcript has 10 exons.